Limulus polyphemus (Atlantic horseshoe crab) is the source of this 9151-nucleotide messenger RNA. RefSeq names its product CREB-binding protein-like. NCBI's taxonomy places the organism in Eukaryota, Metazoa, Arthropoda, Merostomata, Xiphosura, Limulidae. The record is from RefSeq and is a predicted model, not a curated record. Gene Ontology annotation, cellular component: histone acetyltransferase complex; nucleus; transcription regulator complex. The transcript is spliced from 26 exons. The coding region runs from base 488 to 7891 and encodes 2467 amino acids. Gene Ontology annotation, molecular function: chromatin DNA binding; transcription coactivator activity; zinc ion binding. Gene Ontology annotation, biological process: positive regulation of transcription by RNA polymerase II.
AGCGUAGCUGGAAAACGUAGUAAAAGUUUUAUCAACAGACGCCAUAUUGGAUGUUUUAAAGUUAGAAAUUUUAAGGCAUGUACUUCAGUUUUUUACACACGUUAAGCAUUUUUGCGGGUAGCUAUUCCAAUAUAUUUAGAAGAUGGUAAUCUGUAAAACCGAUUCAGGUCUAUAGCGGUCACUUUAUACCAUGUGGUUUUCAUCUAAAAGGACCUAAUGUUGUUACAACUGAACUAAGGAUUGUUGUCCGGUGUGUUACCGCGAAGUUUUGAUGGAGGGUUCGUAUUAAGAUUAAGAUGCCGUAGAGCGAGAAGAUGAUGACAUAUUGUGUGAAUUCUCAGCGCGAAGAUGAAAGUAAUUGUGUGUUACUUUGCGGUUUUGUUUAUCGAAAUUGGGUAAGACAGGACACUUUGAAAAACUUUAAAGUAAAGUCUUGAUAUCUAAUAGAUAUUUAUGCUUCUUAGAGCAUAGGGCUGUAUCAAACAACAUGGCUGACCAUCUUGUGGACGGACCUCCGAGUAAACGGCAGAAACUUACCGAGUCGACGCUGUCAACUCCAGAUUCUGCAGAUUACAAUAUUGUCAAACUUUGGGAUAUUGAAAAUGAACUUCCAGAAGAGUUGAAGUCUGAAAUAAGCUCUCAGCAUUUGCAGACUAUUUCUUUAUCUGGUCAGAGUAUGCAGAAUGGUGCAGUGGACUCUUCAUGUAGUCAAGUUGAAGGUGGUGAAGGAAACAGUAUUGUUGCUCAACGGCAUCAACAGCUUUCACAGCUCUUGCAGAUUAAAGCCAGCCAACCUCAGAAUACCAUAAGUAAUCUUCAGAGUCUUGGUGGCAUACCUGCCAACCAGACCAUUCCAAAUCCAGGUGUAUCUUUACAUAAUGUUAAUAUGAACAGUUUGAAAAGUCCUCAUACAAGUAAUCUUUCUUCAAUUUCUAAUGUAACUGCCAGUAAAAUGGGAACAAAUGUUUCUAGUGCCCCUCACUGUAUAAUUGAAAGUAGUGACAGUAUGACAAGCAAAGCUAAUAGUUUGGUAAAUAGUAGUCUAAAUAGUGCAUCCAAUGCUGUUGGAACUGUUAAUUUGGUUGGAAGUGUAUCUUUAGGUGAAGCAGCAUCAUUAGUUUCACAGGGCAAGUUACUUACCACUGUAACUGCUACUAGCUCUACUGUCACCUUGCCUCUGCAAGCACAACAAACUUCUCAGCCAGGAUUUCCACAGGCUCAGCAGUUGGUUAUGGGCACUACCAGCAUCAUGAAUGGCCCACAUAUCUCGAUAAAUAGCCCAGGUACUGCAAGAAUUUCAAGAAAUGUUGCUUCUCCUAAUGUAGUGCAAACAGCAAGUCAUGGUAAUAUUUUGGCAAAUGUUGGUCCACAAUACUCAGCCCAGCAGAAUUCUUUAGGCCAUGCUCGUGGAAAUGCAUCUAAUAUAACCACAGUGAUGAAGGUUGGACAGCCACAACUACAAGCAGUAGUGUCUGGAAAUAUAACUGGUUCUCAAGCUUCAUCACAGGAAUCUACUACAAAUACUCUUUCUACUCCCACAACCACAACUGGAAAUGUUGCUCCUCAGGGUGGAACAGGAACUAAUACUACUGAUCCAGAAAAGCGAAAACUGAUACAGCAGCAGUUAGUUUUACUUCUUCAUGCUCAUAAGUGUCAAAGGCGUGAAAGUCAAGCUAAUGGUGAAGUACAUCAGUGUUCUCUUCCUCAUUGUCGAACCAUGAAGAAUGUAUUGAAUCAUAUGACAACUUGUCAAGCUGGAAAAACUUGCCCUGUUCCCCACUGUGCAUCAUCUAGACAGAUUAUUUCUCAUUGGAAGAACUGUACUAGAAAUGAUUGUCCUGUAUGUUUACCAUUGAAGCAAGCUUCAGACAGAAAGCAACAACAAGCUGCUGGUACUGCUGUUCAACCAAAUCAACCAAAUCUGGGUCCAGCACCUGCUGAUAUGCAACGUGCAUAUGCUGCCUUGGGAUUACCUUAUAAUGACAGUGGACAUACUAAUUUUGGCCAAGGAUUACGCUUACCUCUUCCAAGGAAUGAUUUGCAAAGUUUUGGAGCUUUAGCACCAAAUCAACAACAGCAUGGACAGUCCCAGGAAAAUCAGCUAAGGACAGCUACACCAGGUUCAGCCACCCAGGGACCUCAGACUUUCAUUACAACUGAUGGUUCUCAAUUAAAUAUUGCGGGCAAUAAUGUAUUGUCAAGUGGGAUAGUAUCCCCUACUAGUACACUUUCAGGAGAUAUAGUCAGUCAAAUAUCAACUGUUGUACAAGCUGCUAUGCCACAUCCUUCUUCUGGACCAAAAAAUUGGCACCAAUCUGUAACUCCAAAUUUAAGACAUCAUUUGGUCCAGAAAAUAGUACAAGCAAUAUUUCCAACUCCUGAUCCUUCAGCUCUUCAGGACAAGAGGAUGAUUAAUCUAGUCGCCUAUGCUAGAACUGUAGAAGGUGUAAUGUAUGAAAAAGCAAAUAGUAGAGAAGAAUAUUAUCAUCUUUUAGCAGAAAAAAUCUAUAAAAUUCAAAAAGAAUUAGAAGAAAAAAGGCAAAAAAGAAAAGAACAGCAACAACAAGACCCAAUUCGACAGACACAACAAAUUUCAAGUAGUAUUGGAGCUUUAUCUGUUACUCAACUUAGGGCAUCGUCAGCUGGUUCCGGUACAGCUAUAGUGUCACAACCUCACAGGCCUGUCGUGGGCCUGCAAAAUUCACAACAGAGAAUGCCUCCUCCAAAUAUUACUAUUCCUGGACCUAGGAGUGAGUUUUUUCCAAGCUCUGCAGGAGUGCAUAUAAACCAGAAUCAGACAAACUUAAACAUUUCCAAUUCAGGACUUUCUGCUAUUACAUCAGUUGGUAUUCAUCUUUCUAAGCCUAACAGCAGUGUAGCAAGCAUAGUAACUACAGUGAGUACUUCUUCAUUUGAUCUUGUGAUGACAACUUCCUCCAGUAUUUCUGCUGUUCCUGUGAGCUCUCAGUAUGUGUUAUCCAGUGUUGGACCCCAUCAAGGACACACUCAGUUUACAGAAAAGAUUAAAUCAAGACAAGUUACAAUGCAGCAGACACGAGUUCCUGUUUCAACAUCUCAGACACCUGUAACUGUCUCUUCAAUUAGUGGACUCAACUCUCCCGUACCUGUUAUGCAUUUAACACAACUGCAACCUUCUGGAAGUCCAGUGGCUGGUAAGCCUCAAACUUUACCACCUUCACAAAUAUCGCCUCAUCCUAUACCCCAUUCUGUUCCUCUUCCUCAUUCAUCAACACCUCAACCUGAGUCGCAGCAAACACCAAUACAGCAGCCCCCUAGAGCAGCAUCAGUACCAGGAACUACAGGAAAUUCUCCCCAGACUCCUUGUACUUCUCAUAAUGUGUUAGAAGAUCAGUUACAGAGGAUAUCGACAAACCAUCACCAAAAUCUUCAGAUCUCAGAAAAGGCAUUAUCUAAUCUAACCAAAAUCGACUCUCAGCCAUCAAACCUAGACAGUACUACUGAGGAAGUUCUGUUUUCAUCUGUAUCAAAAGACACAUUGAAAAGUAUUGGUGGUGCUACUGUGCAAGUUCCUACUUCUUCAGUUACUUUAACAUCUUCAUUUGUUUCCACUGUUACUACUGUUACACCAUCAGCUACUGUAUCAGAAACAUCUGCUUGGGAUCUUGAUAAAGUUAUGGACAGUACAGGUAUCAAUAAAGUUGCAGAAAAUACGGUUAUUAAAACAGAAAUAGAAUCUACAGAUAUAAAACAUGAAGGGAAAGAUGAAAUAAAAAAAGAAAUACCAGAUGAAAAUAUUACACAAAAAUUUACUUCUUUUGGUACGUGUGCCAAGGAAGAAUUAACAUCAGGAAAACGUGAUUCUUUAGUUUCCCAAUCCAGUACAACUUCAGAAUCAGCUUGUGAUACUGAUGUUAAAAGUGAAUUAUUGGAAGCAGGUUCUCAUCCACCACCAAAGCCAAAGCCAAAUAAAAAAAUUUUUAAACCUGAUGAAUUGCGACAAGCAUUAAUGCCUACAUUGGAGAAGCUAUACAGACAGGAUCCAGAGUCACUUCCUUUCAGACAACCAGUAGAUCCUCAGCUUCUACAAAUACCUGAUUACUUUGAUAUAGUAAAAAGGCCCAUGGACUUAUCUAGUAUAAAAAGAAAACUUGACACUGGACAGUAUCAAGAUCCUUGGCAAUAUGUGGAAGAUGUGUGGUUGAUGUUUGAUAAUGCAUGGCUGUACAAUAGAAAAACUUCUCGAGUCUAUCGAUAUUGUACUAAGCUAGCAGAGGUGUUUGAACAAGAGAUAGAUCCAGUUAUGCAGUCACUUGGAUAUUGCUGUGGUAGAAAAUUUGUUUUUCACCCACAAGUGCUUUGUUGUUAUGGAAAACAACUUUGUACAAUACCUAGAGAUGUGAAAUAUUGGAGCUUUCAGAACAGAUACACCUACUGCCAACGAUGUUUUUCAGAAAUACAGGGUGACACUGUCACUCUUGGAGAUGAUCCUACAGCACCACAAACAAUGAUAAGAAAAGAUCAGUUUGUUGAAAUGAAGAAUGACCAUCUGGAAUUAGAGCCAUUUGUUGAAUGUAUUGAGUGUGGAAGAAAACUUCAUCAGAUUUGCGUAUUGCAUUUAGAAAAUAUUUGGCCUGAGGGCUUUACCUGUGAUAACUGCUUGAAAGCCAAAGGGAAGAAGAGGAAAGAAAAUAAAUUUUCAGCCAAAAGGUUUCCACAAACUAAACUAGGAAAUUACAUAGAAAACAGAGUUAAUCAUUUUAUUAAAAAGAAAGAAUUUGGUGCUGGAGAAGUGACUGUUAGAGUCGUUGCAAGUGGAGAUAAGAUAGUUGAAGUGAAACCUGGAAUGAGAAGUCGAUUUGUGGAGACUGGACAGAUGACUGAACAGUUUCCGUACAGAGGAAAAGCUCUAUUUGCUUUUGAAGAGAUUGAUGGAACAGAUGUUUGUUUCUUUGGAAUGCAUGUACAAGAGUAUGGCUCAGAGUGUCCCAUGCCAAAUACCAGGCGUGUUUAUAUAGCUUACCUUGAUAGUGUUCAUUUCUUCAAACCCAAGCAGUACAGAACAGCUGUGUACCAUGAAAUACUUCUUGGAUAUUUGGAGUACGUCAAACAGUUGGGAUACACGAUGGCCCAUAUCUGGGCCUGUCCACCAAGUGAAGGAGAUGAUUACAUAUUCCAUUGUCAUCCAGCUGAACAAAAAAUUCCAAAACCAAAGAGAUUACAAGACUGGUAUAAAAAGAUGUUGGAUAAAGGUAUAAUUGAAAGAACAGUCCUUGACUACAAGGAUAUUUUAAAGCAAGCAACAGAAGACAACUUAAGUAGUGCAGUGGAGCUUCCAUACUUUGAGGGAGAUUUUUGGCCUAAUGUGAUAGAAGAAAGCAUUAAGGAACUAGAUCAAGAAGAAGAGGAAAAGCGCAAAGCUGCAGAAGCCUCAGCUGCAGCAGCUGCUGCUGCAUCUGAGGGCUUUGUUGAGACUGAAACAGAAGGAGACCCAACUAGCCAGGGUAAAAAAAAAGGUCAGAAGAGUAACCGAAACAAGAAAGCCAGCAAAAGCAAAAACAAUCAGAGGAAAAACACAAAGAAGUCUAAUGUUCCUAAUAUUGGCAAUGACUUAACUGCUAAGAUUUACUCCACAAUGGAGAAGCACAAAGAGAUGUUUUUUGUGAUACGUCUUCACUCGGUACAGGCAGCUGCUAAUCUACCUCCAACCCAGGACCUAGAUCCUCUUAUAAACUGUGAUUUGAUGGAUGGUAGAGAUACCUUUCUUACAAUAGCUAGAGAAAAGCAUUAUGAAUUUUCAUCUCUUCGUCGCUGCAAAUUUUCAACUAUGGCAAUGAUGUAUGAACUUCAUAAUCAAGGGCAGGAUCGUUUUGUAUAUACAUGUAAUAACUGCAAGACACAUGUUGAGACAAGAUACCACUGUACAGUUUGUGAUGAUUUUGACUUGUGUGUUACCUGCUUUGAUAAAGAUGGUCAUCCUCAUAAAAUGGAAAAACUUGGGUUUGAUUUGGAUGAUGGUUCGACUCCCACUGAUCAGAAACAGACUACACCUCAGGAAUCAAGAAGACUGUCUAUUCAAAGGUGUAAUCAGUCACUGGUUCAUGCCUGCCAGUGCAGAGAUGCCAAUUGCCGGUUGCCUAGUUGUCAAAAGAUGAAGCGAGUUGUCCAGCAUGCUAAAAUGUGCAAGCGAAAGACAAAUGGUGGCUGUCCCAUCUGCAAGCAACUCAUUGCUUUAUGCUGUUAUCAUGCAAAACAUUGCCAGGAAGCCAAGUGUCCUGUACCAUUCUGCUUAAACAUCAAGCACAAACUUCGACAGCAGCAACUUCAACAGAGGGUACAACAAGCUCAAAUAUUACGAAGACGUAUUGCCAGUAUGGCAACCAUGCAGAACCGAGGGAUGCCAAGUCAACUCCCCCAGCCUAGUCCAGGAGGCCCCACUACACCAAGCCAGACAUCUCCAGUUUCUCAGCCACGCUCAUCUCCACAACAUUCACAGCCUGGGAUUGGUGUGAAACCCACUACCUCUGGUCCACCAGUUGGUGCACUUCAAGCCGUCCAGGCUGUCCAAGCAGCAGCUGCCAGACAACAGGCUCCUCAUAUUGUUGCUGCAGGAGGCUAUGGAAAAGUCAGUCCUGUAGUUAACACUGCAACUUGUGGGACAGGAUUAUUACUUUCCAGUCAAGUUCAACAACCAAUCCAGAAACCUAUUGGACAGAUGGUGUCUUCCAUGGGAAACAGAGUUACCAAUAUGGGAGCAAUAAAACAUUGGGAUGGAAACAGUCACAAUCAACAAGGACCUGUCUCAUUUCAAUCACAACAGGCUCCUCAGCCAGAACAGCUUGGUCUUCAUCAGACUGGUCAGAUGUUGGUUCCUGGCUCUGGAGUCUCCACCACUAUAGGUCCUUCUCAAGGUGCUGGUGGCCAAGGUUCUGGAAUUCAAAGGCCUGCUCAAUUACCCCAAGGUUUACCUCAGUUGUUACAGAUGUUGAAAUCUCCAACUUCUCCUCAGCAGCAACAACAAGUUUUGCAAAUUUUAAAAACUAAUCCACAGUUGAUGGCUUACUUUAUCAAACAGAGAACUGCCCAACAACAAGCUCAAAAACAACAACAGCAGCAACAACAAAUGAUGGUUACCAGCCAGGGAAAUAUAGUUGGUACUCCCCAACCAGUACCACCAGGCCAACUGACACAACAGCAACAACAACAGUGGUUUCAGAAACAGCAAGUACUAGCAAUGCAGCGAAAACAGCAACAACAUGGUCAGUUUUCGCAACCCCAGGCUGCUUUGUAUGCCCAGUGUCAACGCCCAUCCCAUCCAAUAAAUUUCAAUACACAUCAACAGAACUUUCAACCUGAUAAUGCAGGACAGUUUACACAGUAUCAGCAGCAGCAGCAAAUAAUAAUGCAGCCUCAACAAGUUCAACAGUUAAAACAACAUAUAACUUCACCAAAUCAUCCCCCUUUAAGCCCACAGCAAGGACUAAUGGGACAUCCUCAACCAUCACAGCAGUUAAUGCAAACUGGACGAUCACCUCCAACUACUACUACUCAGCUAGUACAGACUGUGAGGUCCCCUCAGUCAGCUGCCUCACCAAGAGGUCAACCCACAACACAAACUCAUCCUAUACCUUCCCCUCGACAACAGCUAGUACAUUCUCCACAUUAUCCAGCACAAACACAUUCCCCUCAUCCUGGUCUCUCUCUGACUAGUGGCACACCUGGACGUGAUCAUAUGACAUCCAACAAUGACAUGAUGCUUACCCAACUCUCCAAGCCUGUUUCAACCCACACAACUUUAACUGGACAACUACAAAUUCCUGCAAGUCAAGAUCCAGGGCUCUCAAGGGAUGAAUCUGACAUAACUCAGUUGACACCACAGGAGCAACUUAGUAAUUAUGCAGAUAAUUUGUAGUUAUUUUGCCCUAAAAGUUAUUAUAUGUGAUGAUAUUAAAACUCUAGCCAUAAAGUUGAUAGAACAAAGACUGUCUUGGCAGUUUUAGUGUUUUGUUAUUGUAAUUUUUUUACCUGAUGUGUUAAACUGCCAUGUAGGACAAUGAUGUAGCAUGUAAUUUUUUUUUCUACAGAAAUAAGCCUUAUAUACCCAUACUGUGUUAAUAAUACAGUCUUUUGUAUAGUUUCAACAUGAGUUUAAUAUAACAUUGCUACUAUCUCAUUGAAAAUAAGCUUUCCAAGUACUUUGUUCUGCUUUUAACUUUAAGGUGGUAGCUGUCUGUUUCACUUGAAGCUACUCAAGUAUUAACAGAUAGUUUUUCAGUUGUCUAAUGACUUGAUAAUCCCAAUCAUGCCUUGUGUUAAUAAAAUAGAAAUUCUCACUUUGAUGUGUUAACCAUAUUGUGUUGAAGCACACAACCUUCCUUUUUGUUUUUGAACACCUAGAAGUGGAAGAAGUGAAAAAACUAUUGAAUUUUUAGAACAAGAUAAGUAAAAUGAACUUUCUUGAGGAUGUUAGACAUAGUUUUCUAAAAAAACAUUUUUUCUACAUGGCAAUAUAGUAACAUUCCAAGAGUUAAGAAAAGCAGCAUUUUACUCUGAUUUGGAAAUCAUUAUUGAACAUGUUGCUACUGAAAGAACAUAUUCAUCUUGUUGGUACAAAGCUAAGCUGCCUUUCUUUCAUAUAAGUUCUUGUGCUUUGAAAAAUAAAAAUGGUGAGCAGUGCAUAAUGAGAAGUUCCAAGUGGUCCAAAGAACCUCACCUUGGCACUUCUCAAUGAGAUGAAUGGAAACUUCUGCCCUCUGGUGGGUACCUACCAGUGAAGAUUAGUGCUAUAUAAGGUGUUUAUGGUGAAGGUGAUGUGUAAAUUGAUUAGACUUGCAUAAGAUUUUUCUGGUGAGCAUAAAUUUUAUAUUGUGUUUGUUUUUCAAAUGUAGUGUCUCAUUUGUGACACGGCAUAUGUAUUUAUGUGUCUGUACAUUGAUUCUUCUAGGUUUAAAAAUGAUCUAAAACAGUAUUGUAUAUAAUGUACACAUUUUAAGUGGCCCAGUUUAAAUAAAACUAGAAUGGCUAUAAACCUGAAAUAACUAUUGUCAAGUUGAGUAUCUUUUUCUUCAGAUGCUUCAGUAAAGUGAUCCUACUAAUACUAUAAUUACUUUAUAGAAUUAUUAAAAUUGUAAGCCUUAACAUAAGAAAUUUUUAUAUUGAUAACUUAUAGUUU